Molecule: messenger RNA, 1196 nt
Organism: Medioppia subpectinata
Lineage: Eukaryota; Metazoa; Arthropoda; Arachnida; Sarcoptiformes; Oppiidae
Source: the annotation of a GenBank genome assembly
GUGUUGCCAUUUAUGACAUAAAAAGGCUUUGAAUUAAUCGCUGAUUCACUGCUUGAGUAUUGGAUUCAUUGCUGUCUUUAAGAUUGAGUUAACGUUUGAUUUGAUUAUUAAUUAAUUGUAAAUCACUUUGAAUUGAAUCGAUGGACCGUUUGUUACGAUUGGGCAGUGGUUUGGGAGGACUCGGACAGAGUUCAGUGCCGACGGACGGCCCGGUAGUGGACACCGCAGAACAGGUGUACAUAUCGUCGUUGGCAUUGCUGAAGAUGUUGAAACACGGAAGGGCUGGCGUACCCAUGGAAGUGAUGGGUCUUAUGUUAGGCGAGUUCGUCGACGACUACACCGUUCGGGUGAUUGACGUCUUCGCGAUGCCUCAGUCCGGAACCGGCGUUAGUGUGGAAGCCGUGGAUCCGGUAUUUCAGGCGAAAAUGUUGGAUAUGUUGAAACAGACGGGUCGGCCAGAGAUGGUGGUCGGUUGGUAUCACUCGCAUCCGGGGUUCGGGUGUUGGCUCUCAGGCGUCGACAUCAAUACACAGCAGAGUUUUGAAGCGCUGUCGGAACGCGCGGUCGCUGUAGUGAUAGAUCCGAUCCAAUCAGUGAAAGGCAAAGUAGUGAUCGACGCGUUUCGACUGAUAAACCCAAAUAUGAUGGUCUUGGGUCAGGAGCCCCGACAGACCACCAGUAAUUUGGGGCACUUGAAGAAGCCGUCCAUACAGGCGCUGAUCCACGGCUUGAAUCGUCACUACUAUUCAAUUGCCAUAAACUACCGGAAGAAUGAAUUGGAACAGAAAAUGCUUCUCAAUCUGCAUAAGAAGAGUUGGAUGGAUGGCCUUAUGCUCCAGAACUAUGUGGACCACUGUUCCCACAACGAGAAGACAGUGAUCGAUAUGUUAGAGUUGGCCAAAGCUUACAAUAAAGCGGUGGAAGAGGAGGACAAACUCACUCCCGAACAGUUGGCCAUUAAGAAUGUGGGAAAACAGGACCCGAAACGACAUCUGGAAGAGAAUGUGGACGUUCUCAUGACCAACAAUAUUGUCCAAACGUUGGGCGCAAUGCUCUCUACCGUUGUCUUUAAAUAACCGAUCGGUUCAUCAUUUCUUAUGUUUUCAUUAAUUAAUUAUUUUUUCCUAAAAUUUAUUGUAAUUUAAAUGCAAAAAAGUUUUUAAUAAAAUUGCGAUCGAAAUCUUACUUUAAAUAUA